AUGUCUGGUUGGAAAGCUGCUGGUAUCUCUUACGUUCAAUACGCCAACAUCUGCGCUCGUGCUGUUCGCAAUGCUUUGAAGGAUGAACUUCGUACUCCUGCUCUCGCUCGUAACGAAAAUGGUCUCAAGUUUGUCAAAUGGGAAAAGGGUGUCCAAUCUGAAUCCGUAAGUUAGAAAAUGAAUUAGUUUGAUGGAUAAAAAAGUGAGAGAUAGAAAAGAAAAAAAAAAUGUGAUUAUUGUUUGAAUUCAUUUGAAGAAAGAUAGCAAUAAGGUGGAAUAUUUUUUUUUUCUUUUUUGUGUGUGUGUGGAAAAGAAAAAUAAGUUUAUUUAGAUAUAUAUAUUAUUAUUAUGCAUUGAAAAACUAACAUAUAUCAUUCCUUUUUGACUCUAUAGAAAUUCGUCCGUCCUCAAGCUGAACAACCUACUCACUAGAUUAUUUGAUAUAAAAC
Molecule: messenger RNA, 449 nt
Organism: Halteromyces radiatus
Lineage: Eukaryota; Fungi; Mucoromycota; Mucoromycetes; Mucorales; Cunninghamellaceae
Product: mitochondrial ATP synthase epsilon chain-domain-containing protein
Exons: 2
Coding region: 1-174 (57 amino acids)
Biological process (GO): proton motive force-driven mitochondrial ATP synthesis
Cellular component (GO): mitochondrial inner membrane
Molecular function (GO): proton-transporting ATP synthase activity, rotational mechanism
Source: RefSeq, a predicted model, not a curated record